Messenger RNA from Aureobasidium uvarum, 246 nucleotides. The record is from the annotation of a GenBank genome assembly. NCBI's taxonomy places the organism in Eukaryota, Fungi, Ascomycota, Dothideomycetes, Dothideales, Saccotheciaceae.
AUGAACACGUACAACUUCGAUGGCGUCGACUUAGACUGGGAGUAUCCUCAAGCCGAUGAUAGAGGCGGUCAGGAAGGUGAUAAGGUAAACUAUGUGACCUUUGCUAAGGAGCUGCGAAGCGCACUCGGAAACAGGGGGAUCAGCUUGACCCUGCCGACCAGUUUUUGGUAUCUGCAACAUAUCGAUGUCAAAGGUCUGCAGGACUCGGUCGAUUGGUUCAACUUCAUGGCAUAUGAUUGUGAGUGA